AUGGGUAACUCGCACUCGGCCACGGCCAUCGAGACGUGCCUCAGCACCGUCUGCGCCGGCCGGUCCAGCUGCGUCGGCUUCCCCAGCGACCCGCUCUACCAGAUCAACUGGGUCAAGCCCUACAACCUCGACAAGGCCGCCGCCGUCAGCCCCGUCGCCGUCGUCCGGCCCUCCACCGCCGACGACGUCGCCGGCGUGGUCAAGUGCGCCGCCGACAACAAGCUCAAGGUGCAGGCCAAGUCGGGCGGCCACUCGUACGGCAACUAUGGCCUCGGCGGGCCGGGCGCCGACAACGUCGUCGCCAUCGACAUGGCCAACUUCCAGGGCUUCCGCAUGGACGAGUCCACCUGGCAGGUCACCCUCGGCGCCGGCAACCUGCUCGGCGACGUGACCAAGAAGCUCCACGACGCCGGCGGCCGCGCCAUGGCCCACGGCGUCUGCCCGGGUGUCGGGCUCGGCGGCCACGCCACCAUCGGCGGGCUGGGCGCCAUGUCGCGCAUGUGGGGGUCCUGCCUCGACCACGUCCUCGAGGUCGAGGUCGUCACGGCCGACGGCAAGGUCCAGCGCGCCAGCGAGGCGCAGAACUCGGACCUCUUCUUCGCCCUCAAGGGCGCCGGCGCCAGCUUCGGCGUCAUCACCGAGUUCGUCAUGAAGACGCACCCGGAGCCCGGCGACAUCGUGCAGUACUCGUACUCGUUCACCCUCGGCAGCCUGCGCGACAUGGCCCCCGUCUUCAAGCAGUGGCAGGACCUCGUCGCGGACCCGCAGCUCGACCGCCGCUUCGGCAGCGAGAUCAUCAUCACGCCCCUGGGCGCCAUCAUCGAGGGCACCUUCUACGGCACCGAGGCCGAGUGGAAGGCGUCCGGCAUCGCCGACCGCCUGCCCAGCACGGGCCGCUCCGCGGGCACCAUCACGGUCCCCGACUGGCUCGGCGCGCUCGCCCACGACGCCGAGACGGAGGCGCUCUACCUGUCCAACCUGCAGGCGCCCUUCUACUCCAAGUCGCUCGGCUUCCGGCGCGAGGACCUGCUGCCCGACCGGGCCGUAGAGGCCAUGUUCGACUUCCUCGCCUCGCACGACGCGGGCACCCCGCUGUGGGCCGUCAUCUUCGACCUCGAGGGCGGCGCCGUCAACGACGUGGCCCUCAACGCCACGGCCUACCCGCACCGCGACAAGCUCAUGUUCUACCAGAGCUACGGCAUCGCGGUGCCCCAGGUCGGCCAGGCGACGCGCGACUACCUGACGGGCCUGCACGACGCCAUCCUCGACGGCGUCGGGAGGGGCCGCGCGUGGACCACGUACGCCGGCUACGUCGACCCGGCCCUCGGGCCCGACGCCCAGCCCGUGUACUGGGGCGCCAACUACCCGGCCCUGCAGGAGGUCAAGGCCAAGUGGGACCCCGCCGACGUGUUCCACAACCUGCAGAGCGUGAGGCCCAAGAAGGGCUGA
This is a messenger RNA of Thyridium curvatum, 1449 nucleotides long. RefSeq lists its product as uncharacterized. Gene Ontology annotation, molecular function: oxidoreductase activity; FAD binding. The record is from RefSeq and is a predicted model, not a curated record. The coding region runs from base 1 to 1449 and encodes 482 amino acids. Lineage: Eukaryota; Fungi; Ascomycota; Sordariomycetes; Thyridiales; Thyridiaceae. The transcript is spliced from 3 exons.